Hibiscus syriacus is the source of this 1962-nucleotide messenger RNA. RefSeq lists its product as uncharacterized. The record is from RefSeq and is a predicted model, not a curated record. NCBI's taxonomy places the organism in Eukaryota, Viridiplantae, Streptophyta, Magnoliopsida, Malvales, Malvaceae. The transcript is spliced from 6 exons. The coding region runs from base 109 to 1767 and encodes 552 amino acids.
CAUUGAUGAAUUGGAAGGAAAACAUGAUGUUCCAUCUAAGGGAAUCAAAAUGAGAGAUCUUGGUUCUGUCAUCCGCUCCCAGGAAAUCAAUGGUCAGAAUUCAAAUCUAUGAAAAGAAAAGAUUCUAAUCAGCAAUGGCAGUUUAGUGGAGCAGCAGUAUCUCAAGUUACUGAGGUUCCAGUAACCUUCAAUUUUGAUGGUUCUCAAGUUGAAAGAAAUAAAGGGGAAAAGGUAUCUCCAAUGGCUCAUUCUAACUGUCCGCCUCUUGAUCUUAACUCUGACAUCCCAGUCAACGAAUCCUGUGAUAAUAACCCCGAAUUCAACGAAAAUUUUGACGAACCUUGUUCACAAGAGAGUAAUUGUCUACCCUUGAAAGGCAUUAACUUGGAUCUGAAUGUGAAAGAUGUUUCUAGCUCGAUAAACCAUGAACCAAUUCGUCACAAACAUAUCAAGAAUAUGAAACCAAAGGAUGUUUCAGAGUGUGGAAGUUCUAUUGGUCCAGUCAAGGAGAAAGACUCGUUACGAGUUUGGAAAGAAAUGAAGCAAAAAGGUUUUCUUUCUUCUUCUCAUGGGGGUAUAUCAAUGCAACGUGGUUUGCUUUCAUCUUAUCAUGGACCUAUGCCUAUGAAAAAUGAUUUACUGCCAUCUCAUGGGGGAAUACCCGUGCCCAAGCAACGUGGGAGGAAAAGUAAGAAUGAUAUGCUCAAGAAGAAGAUGGAUCUUGCAAAGAAAGAACAGGUAGACAGGUUCACAAAAAUUGCUGCCCCAAGCGGACUGCUCAAUGGAUUAAACCCUGGAAUUAUAAAUCAUGUUAGAAAUCGAAAACAGGUCCAUUCCAUAAUAGAAGCCUUAGUGAAGUCUGAAAAACAUGAAAAUUUGCAUUCUGAAAGCAAGCAGGCAAGUCAUGUCAAAAGUGGAACCAGAGAUGAUGAUGGUAAGAGGGAUCGUGGAAAUAUGGAUGACACAGGAUUUCAUCAUCUCAGUUGUUUCCAUGAAGAUGGACCUCCAAAUAUUAUGAAUACGAACAAGAAAGCAAUAGGUUAUCCAGUGCCAAUGUCUCAGCCAUUUUCUUCAGUUUCAGAGGAAAGGAGUGGAGAUGGUGAUUCAAGCAUGGUGGAACCAAUCAGUGAGGAUGAUGCAUUAGAACUGAAGUUAUCAUCAUCAACUAAGGUAUCUGAGAAUGUUAACCCUUUGUCUAAUGAGGAAUCAACGAACUUCACGAGUGCCUCUUCUCUUUCUGUUAAAGCUGCCACUGUUGCAUCUCAAUGGUUGGAACUUCUUCAGCAAGACAUUAAAGGACGUCUUUCAGCAUUGCGACGUAGCAAGAAGAAAGUGCGAGCUGUAAUUACCACAGAAUUACCUUUUUUAAUAUCAAAAGAAUUCUCUUCUAACAAAGGGGGUGAUCCUAAUAUUGUAAUAUCUUCUGCUGAUGGGUUUUCGCACACUGCUACUGCCGAGAUGCAUAUAGCAAGAUGGAGUGCACUGUUUGAUCAGAUGGAUAAAGCUCUUUCUGAAGAAGAGAAACAGCUUGAAAUCUGGUCGAACCAAAUAAAAGGGAUGCAACUACAUUGCGAUCAGGGCUUGCAGCAUAUACAUUGGAAUUUGCUUUAUGGUUUGCCACAACUAGGAGCAUCAGAAAAUAAUAUCAGAUCAGCAAUGGGGGAUAGCUUUGACAGGGAAUUGGCUGUCAGGGCAGCCGCGGCUUCCAUUUAUUCGACUUGUGAUUUUAUGUCGUCGAAGGAGAACGUAGCAUGUCCGCUAGUCUGAUUUAACUUUGGAUUGAUCUUUCUUUAUCUGUCCUACAAACAUUUAUGUUCAUCAUGCAAAGUAGUUAUCAGAUUGAUUUUGGCCUUUCUGGGUUGUGAAUUUCUAAAACACUGGAAGCCUAGAACUGUGUUCUUUCUUUCAAUUUUAUUGUAAGCCUUCAGAGCACAGGGGCAGAACUUGAUGUUAGGAUUCUAA